CGGUCACCAAAAGAGGAUGGGCGACGACAGGUGCCUAGUAAACAUUAACAAAAAAGCUUAUGACUGGUGCAAAGAAUGUCUUGGUGGAACCUGGUCUACUUUGAGUGAAGACGAAUUUCAGAUUGUUCCACUCAGUGGUGGACUGACCAAUUAUCUGUAUAUUUGUUCUCUUCCAAAUGAAAUUCCAGUAUUGAGGCCAGAUGAACCACGUAAAGUACUACUACGAGUAUAUGGACACAUUGCGAAGACAAGUGCUGGCUUUGUUGUGAGAAACUCUGUAAUAUUUGCUAUUCUUUCAGAAAAGUGUCUUGGCCCCAAAUUGUUUGGUGCCUUCCCAGAUGGAAGGCUUGAAGAAUACAUUCCUGCUCGUUGUCUUUCAAGAACUGAUCUUCUGAAUCCAGUAAUAUUUAAAGGUAUUGCAACAAAAUUGGGGUAUUUUCACACUUUGGAAAUGCCUUUAUGUAAGCGACCCAAAUGGUUACAUGAUGUCAUGUACCGAUGGUUAAGUGAAGUAAAAGAGGCCUUUCUCUGUAAUGGUUUGUGGAAACAUGAAGAAUUGCGGAAGUUUCUACCAAAGAAUCUUGAGAAGGAAAUGCAUGACUUAAUGGACAGCCUUGAAAAAGUGAACUCACCUGUAGUGUUUUGUCACAAUGAUUUACAAGAAGGAAAUGUAUUAAUUCUCGACUCCUGUACUGAUCCACUAAAGAAGCUAACAGUCAUUGAUUGGGAGUAUUGUGCUUACAAUUAUAGGGGAUUUGAUCUUGGCAAUCACUUCUUGGAAUGGUGUUAUGAUUACAAUGUGGAUGAACCUCCUUAUUUUGCAUUUUAUGAAGAAGGUUACCCGUCUAAAAAACAACAGUAUGAAUUUUUUGAAGCCUACUUAUCAGCGUAUUCAAAAAAUGAAAUCACUGAUCAAGACUUGAAAACCCUUUUAAUUGAAGCUAAUUCCUUCGCUCUAGCUUCCCACUUUAUGUGGGGACUGUGGUCACUAGUACAGUCAAGGACUUCAGAGAUCAACUUUGGAUAUUUGGAAUAUGCCCAAAGCCGUUUUGACCAAUAUAGAAGAAUGAAACAGCUACUGCCAACACUUUUGGAAGAAUAAGUAUCAAGAUCUCUUUCCAUCACCGGUCAAGCAUCUGGAGAAAUCUUGUAGGACAUUACUGUUGGUCAACUAAAAUGGCCUUAGAAGAUGUAAUGCAAAAGAUUCUGUGUGAUUCAGUUGAACAUCAUCUAUUUCGGAUUGAUAUACAGUAAACUGAAUUUUUAACUAAAACAUAUGGGAAUUUUUUUUGGACACCUAUUUAGAAUAUUUUAAAAUGCUUUUAAAUGUUUCAGGGCAAAAUAUUUUUUAUUAUUCCCUUUUAACUUACUAAAUAUUGCUACAAAAAAAAAAAUGUAUUAAUCCAUAGAAUUUCUGUGCUUUUUUUUACUCAUCCUUGGUUUUUAACAUCCUUCUGAAUAGCUGUUUUAUUAAGUUAUGUCCAAUAUUUUCAUCCUGCUUUGUAUCUCUACGUUGACUUUUGUGCUCCAGUGCCCGAGAGCUCUUUAUACGCACACACUAAUUGUUCCCUUCAUAAAGGAAUUUACUCUUCUGUGGCCCAUCGUUGCAUACAUCUGUUGAGUAACUUGACUUCUUGUGUUGCUUUAAGAUUAUUGCUGGAUAUUCCCUUCAAAAUUUAGCCUUAGGUUUGAUUUCUUGAAUGUUAUGCCAUCGAUCAGUGCUUGUCAUUUCUGUUGAGCAUAGCGUGUCGCGUUUGGUGGUCAGACAGUAAACCUCUUCACACUUUACAUAUAAAAGUUUUAGUGAUUUCCUGACGUUAAAGUAAAGCAGGGGCAUGUGAAGAUUAUCCA
Molecule: messenger RNA, 1851 nt
Organism: Octopus bimaculoides (California two-spot octopus)
Lineage: Eukaryota; Metazoa; Mollusca; Cephalopoda; Octopoda; Octopodidae
Product: choline/ethanolamine kinase
Biological process (GO): phosphatidylethanolamine biosynthetic process; CDP-choline pathway
Cellular component (GO): cytoplasm
Molecular function (GO): choline kinase activity; ethanolamine kinase activity
Source: RefSeq, a predicted model, not a curated record